Molecule: messenger RNA, 3187 nt
Organism: Scophthalmus maximus (turbot)
Lineage: Eukaryota; Metazoa; Chordata; Actinopteri; Pleuronectiformes; Scophthalmidae
Product: muscular LMNA-interacting protein
Exons: 12
Coding region: 216-2807 (863 amino acids)
Biological process (GO): negative regulation of transcription by RNA polymerase II
Cellular component (GO): PML body; nuclear envelope; sarcolemma
Molecular function (GO): transcription corepressor activity; lamin binding
Source: RefSeq, a predicted model, not a curated record
UCCUUCCUGGUUGGUCACUGUUUCUGAGUGUCUGUUUAAAGACCGUACAGCGGGUGGUCUGCUUCAGGAAAUGAUUUAGUGCUGCUGGUGUCCAGUGUUUGGGACUGGUCCGACAUGCCACCAGAAAAUGAUGCGAGGUGAGAGCAUGCACACCGUGAGGCGAUACGUAGCACAGGGAGCCAGUGGUGGCUGGAAACGUGAUCUGUGAGGACGGCAUGACCUCGGCAAACAUUCAGGAGGGCUCCAGUGGGCAAGUUUCAAUAGGAGUGCCAUCUAUUUUCACGUUUGUGCCAGUGGUGCAGAGAUUACCAUUCAAAAGCAUUGUUGCUGAGGAGAAGGGAUCUGGAGCUCUCACGGGAAAACCAGACGAGAGCGUAGCUGUGUCCCAUGAGAAGACGAGCAGGGAGACCAUGUCGGAAGGGGAGAUACUCAACGCAGAGAUAGUCUUUAUCAAAGACGCCGUGGCGGGAGGAGCAGGAAGCACGAUCCCAGCGGAGACAGAACUUAAAUCGAAGCCCUCACUGGAUCACGUGCGCUUCCCUAACACCAAAGCGUCUCCUUCAGUCAGCGCCCAGCCUGAAAAUACACCCACCCACAGAGCCGCCGGGACAGCGUCUAUGGAAACAGCUGUUGAUAAACACAGGGGCCUUUCCCAGCGGCAGUUUCACGAUACUUCUGGACGUGCUGAGGUUAGCUCGGGUUGCUUUGCAAAUAGAGUCUCAGAGGACAGAGCGAGCCCCACGUGCUCUGUAGACCUGUUCCCCACCCUGGCUUCAUCCAGAGAGUCCCUCCUCUCGGAGGGCUCGGACAGGGACAAGAGCUGGUCUGCCGUGCAGCUCUCCUCUGUCACCUCUCCUGUCUCGUUCAGCCGCACCGUCUCCCCCUGCUCGUCUGUCCGCUCCGGCAUGUUCUCGCCCUCUGUCACCCAGAUCAAGAGGCACUUUCUCGCUCCUGGCUCUAGUCUGGUUCACAUCGCUCAAACCUGUUUCUCAUCCUGCGAGAGCCUGUCCUCCUCUGUCUGUCCCCAGUCCCCUCCUCCCCGGCACCGGCCUCCUCUCACUCGCCUCUCCCUCCUCACUGCCAUCCUGAGGAAAGGCCGUCUUCCUGUUCUGUCCUCUGCUCUGCAGAGGCCUUACACCCCCUGCUGGCCUGUUAACCCUGUGACCCUGUCCUUCUGCAACGCCUGCUCAGCAGCCUCCAGUGUGGCCUCCAUUCCCCUGGAGUUUUCCUCUCCGUUCUCCUCAUCUGUGUCCAUUGAUAGUCCAAGCCACCUUCACAAGGAGCCUAUUAGAUGUGUCACCUCCCCUUCACCCAAAGAGUCAAAUGAGCUCAGCAGAACAUGCCCUCAAACUCAAAUGAAAAGAUGCUCGGAGCAAAUUCGCUCUAGCAGUGUGCCUCGAUGGGAGCAGGUUGUUUCACCCCCACCAGUGAAGAGCAACAGACUACCGCGAGCUCCACUGCCUCUGUUUUGCUCAAACUUCAAAUCCCUUUCUCCAGCAGAGCAUGAAGGAAUAUUCGAAUGUGCAACUUCCAAAAAACUGCAACACACACACAUCUCCCUCUCCCAGUCGCCUGAGCCGAACACCAGCAACACGCGCAUGCACCUCGAGGGCCUUGGAGACAAUAACCUGAACCACCCCUGCUCCCUCUCCCCAAAACGUAUUUACGAGAAAGAAAUCUCCGCACCCCAGAAACGGGGUCCCCCCGCGAAUUCAUCUCUCUCAAGGCUUCACUUGCUUUCUCAAAAACUGAGAUGUCAGCCUGCCUGCCCACCUCAGCGUCAGCCUUCUACGCGUCAGCCUUCUACAUCACGCUCACCCGGUGACACGACUUUCCCGGCACCCGCAGACGCAGCAUCACCUUCCCCUCAUUUACAGCACACCACAGGAAGGUGUGAGUCAGAGAGGAGCUGCUCCGCUCCCAAAGCUGCCACGCCACCACGCGCUUUUCACAAGGCUCACUGCCUGUCCCCUUCCCGCUACACACCCAUCAGUUUUCUUGGAUGGCCGUCACCCACCAGUUCCCCCACGCCUACACCUUCUCCUGCUCCGCCAAUCAGAGACCUCACCCCGUCCCCUUCCCUCUCCCUGCGCUCCAACACGCCCUCCCCAAGGCCGGGGAGUGGAAUAUCAGACUGCAGUGACAGGGAGGGUAAAAAAAGAAAGAUCAACAAGAUUAGGUUAAGCUACAAAUCGCUCGCUGCAAUUCCCACAAACACCCUUCUGCUGGAUCAGCAGGUGAUCGACGAGCAGGUAGAGAGAGAAGACAGUCCCUUCGACUCGUCGGACGGAUGUGCUGCAGACACCCACGCAGAGAUGUGCUCACCCGCUCAGCUCCGCCAACAGUCAGAGGAACUUUAUGCAUGUAUUGAUGAGGUUUUGGCAAAUUCCAUUCCAGAACGCUCCAGGUCACCGACUACCAAUAAUGGUCUGAACAAUUCAACGCUUACGAAAUCCUUGGGACGUGAAACCAAAUAUGCGUCUUUAAGCAGCUUGCACCAGUCUGCCGGCGUGGAGAGAAAGCUGAUGGAUCCUAGAAAGACGAAGCCCGGGGUUAUCCGCCCCAUGACGGCCAAUCCAAGACUGACUGUGGAGGGUGAGGAAGAAUUUCAUCCAAACCCCUUCAGGCCAUCUGUCGUCAGGGAGACUAUAUCCGACAACAGAAAGGUGGAAAACAUGAGUCCAUUCUCAGUGUGUGACCUGCAGAUUACAGAGCCCGUGGACCAGAGCAGACACCCUGCGAAAGAUGCUUCAGCGUCCUCCAGUCCUGCUAAGGGGCGGAUGAAAGCUUUUGAGACUCAUUUUUAGAGUAUUAACAUCCUAUUUUUUUUCUUUGAACAAUUAUCUGCUAAGACAUAUUCAGAAUUUCAGACCAUCUCACAACUGUAGGAGGAAUGACAAGUUAAUUGCACCUUAUCGAAUUAAUUGAAUGAGCGCAUCACCAUAUGUAACAGCAGGGAGUAUGACAACGCAUGUAACUGACCGCUUGCUAAUUCCCAACACCCUUGGCCGCUCGAGCUUUCUGUUCUCCCUCACAGUUUACUGGUGACUACUGGAGACAGUUUACUGCUCAGUGACACAUAUUAUCACUGUUAUAGCGUCAUAAUCGUGCCAGACGCAGUCACAAAAUGUUACAGAUCUGUAGUUGAGAUCAAAAUAAAGGCUUAGUUUAAAGACGGGACGCAUAA